AUGCUGCAGUUGGAGAAGGCGCUUGACUAUUGGAUAUUUUAUUAUUUCCAAUUUAGAACAUCAAAUUUAAGCAAUGGAUUUACUGAACCGCAUUGAAUAUUUAUACGAAACAGAAGCAUUUGUGAAAGAAUUCCUAAAGAUUUUUGAAUCAACGUAUCUGAAUAUUAUACAACAAAGAGAAAUAAUUAUCCUCAUCCAACAAACCCAGCCCUUGUUUUUGAUAAUGUAACAGCCUUUAACCAAAGAGCAAUUGUGAAGUUUCUUGAAACAUGAAGACCAACUAUAAUAGAAAGUAUCUUAUUUACAGCAAAGCAAGGCUUCAAUUUACUGAACCCAAAACUUUUGAUGCCUUGCCUCAUGAGAUUUGCACCUUCAUUGACAGGAACACUGAGCUUUGAAAAUUAUAUUUUCUCAAACAAACAAAUGAGUCUUCUACUAAACAGUGUUGGUCGUAUUUUCAUGAUUAAAUUCAAAUAAAUGAAUGCUUCAUACUGAUAAACUUAGACACUUCUCUCAUUCAAAGUCUCAACCAAGUGUUCUAUGGAUACAUGAAUGCUGUGAUAAGUACCUAAGCAACUGGAAAGAACACCCUGAGAGACUUGAAGGGAUUUUUAAGUUUAUCUCACAACAUUCUUCAUUUGAUAGGAUUUCAUCUGUUGAUUUCAUCUCUAAAUAUGAAGAGUGAAAAUUUAAUGCUUUAGCAAAAUAAAUAUCCUUUUAAAAGUGGAGAGAUAGUACUAAGAGAUCACUUUAUUUCAAACAGAGUUAAGAUAGACUCCCCGAUACAAAGAGAGAGAAGAGCAAGAGAAGAAAAGAAAUCUAGAAAGAAGUUCAAAAAUUGAUCAAUAUUUUAAGAGAUCGCAAAUUCAAUUGAGAACUAUUUUUUUUCUACUAAAAGUCUAAUACUUCUUUUUGUUCACGAAUAAGGCUUUAGAAAUAAUGCUCUUAAUAACUCACAAACCCAUUUCAUCCCUCAUUUUCUCACAUAAAAUUAAUUUUCCUCUACUGGCAUAGUUAAAACCUCUCAACCAAGCUCUAUAUUCCACCAAAAAUCACUUUCAUUCCUGCUAAAGUACCAAAUCCAACUAUAUUUAAGAUUUGAGAACUGCUGCAGUGAAUCUUUGAGCAAUUGGCAUGAGCAUCCCGAAAGAUUAGAAGCGAUAUUCAAAUUUAUAUGAAACUCUCAUCUUUCAAGUGGGAUAAAUUCACUAUUAUUUGUGUCCCAACUAGAAGCAUCUAUCUUUUAAACUUUAGCCUGGAAGUAUCCUUUUGAGAUGGUAAGAGUAGAAGUCCGAGCUUCAUCUGAUGCAAAUGGAAUUUGAAUUCAUUCUGAUCAAUAUGAAGAAAGCCAAUCGAGAAUUGAGCAUCAAGAGCAGAGCACUUGAUGGAGUUGUUCAAUAUUUUAAGUUGUAAUAAUGUUUGUGAAGCAAAACAUGUUAAAAACAUGCACU
Moneuplotes crassus is the source of this 1451-nucleotide messenger RNA. Lineage: Eukaryota; Ciliophora; Spirotrichea; Euplotida; Euplotidae. The record is from the annotation of a GenBank genome assembly.